AGGUAGACACCACCAAGCUGGGCAGGUAUAUAAAUAUAUCUUUUUGAAAAUACAAGAUUUCCCUACACCAGGAGUCAGCAUAGCAGGCCCUACCAAGAUGUUUAAGCUAUACGGACCUCCUUUGUUCUUCCUCUUUGUUCUUCACAUGAUUGUUUGCCAAGAUCUAAGUGGGCCUUUACAGGACAGUACUUUUUCUGUUCAAGAAGGAAACAAACCAGGAGUGCAAUAUUUAUAUCGGUUUACGUUUGAGCCACCUGUCGCCAGCUUGAGACUGACGGGUGAAAAAGAAGGCAUCAUGGACAUUUUACCAAAAGAUGGGAUUCUGUAUCUAAAUGGGUCUGUAGACUGGGAAAAGAAAAAGGUUUACAAGUUACAGGUGGAAGGUUUGGAUGCAAACAGAGUGAUAGUGAAAGGCCCAUAUUCCAUCACUGUAAAUGUUGAAGACGUCAAUGACAACCCACCCCAAUUUGAUCAGGAAAAAUACUAUGGAGUAGUGAGACAAAAUUCCCGUGCAGGAAAGCCCUUCAUGUAUGUUACUGCUCAUGAUCGCGAUGACCCCAACACUCCACAUGGACAGCUGAUCUACAGCAUUUUUCACCAUUUCCCCAGCCCGUACCCUGAGAUGCUUUUUCAAAUUGACAAUGUCACUGGAGCAAUAUCUACAAGCCUUACCGGGGCUAGUAAGUUAAAUCCCCAGGAUGUGAACACGUUUCUCCUCGACAUUUCGGUACAGGAUAUGGCAGGACAGUCAGCAAAUUUUUUCAGGACUAAUGUUGAUGUAAAUGUCACUGUGCUGGAAAAUCUUUGGAAAGCACCUCCCCCUCUCAAGAUCACAGAGAAUUCUACUGAGCCACACCCCAUCAUCAUUGCCCAGGUUCAGUGGAAUGAGCCAGGUGCAAUAUACGAAAUCGUAAAAAAGGAGAAACCCCCUAAUAAACUCCCGUUUACAGUUAAUCAAGAUGGGAACAUUUAUGUGACUGAACCACUGGACAGAGAAGAAAGAGAAAUAUAUUCAUUCUUUGUAGCGGCAAAGGAUGAAGAAGGAGGGUGGCUAGCCCAUCCAGUGGCGGUUAGUGUCACAGUGCAAGACAUUAACGAUAAUCCCCCUGUGUGUGACAAAGCUCUGGCUACAUUUGAAGUUCAGGAGAACGAACGUGUAGGGAAUGAUAUAGGAAUUCUGAAGGCUUCUGACCGAGAUGAACAAGGCACACUUAACUCUCGCUUGAAGUACCGCAUUGUAGAGCAGAGCCCACAAGUCCCUUUAGGGAACAUGUUCCGCAUCGAAUUUGAAACAGGGAAGUUGCAGUUAUUUCGCUCUGCAUUAAAUAGACAGGUAGCUUCUAACUACUCUGUGAAGGUGGAAGUGGCGGAUCCAGCAUUCAAAACACUGUGCAAUGUGGAAAUAAAUGUCAUAGAUAUCAAUGAUCAGAUCCCUGUGUUUGAAAAAUCAGAUUACGGUUCUUUUACUUUGCCAGAAGACAGACCAGUUGGAACUAUAUUAUUGGAAAUUCAAGCUACAGAUGCUGAUGAGCCAUUCACUGGAAGCUCUCAAAUCAUAUACACAAUCACAAAAGGAGAUCCAAACAAUACUUUUUUAAUAGAGACAGAUCUCAAAACAAACAAAGGAUAUGUUAAAAUUAAUAAGGUUCUUGAUUUUGAAACUUCACCGGUAUAUAACCUUACAAUCAGUGCCACGAACCCUGAACCUUUGGUGCCUGGGGUACAGUAUAAUUCAAGCUCUAUUGCCUACUGGAGAGUUAGUGUCUCAGAUGUGAAAGAAGCACCAGUUUUCCGCCAACUCGUCUACAUAGCUAGUAUACUUGAAAAUGCUCCUGUAGGUACUGAGGUGGUAAUCCCAUCAGCCUUCGAUCCUGAAGGAGACCGAAUAAGGUAUUCACUGAAAAAUGACCACAGGAAAUGGCUGAUGAUUCGCCCUGAAGAUGGUACUGUAUAUGUAGCUGCUCCAAUGGAUCGGGAAACUGAACGUACCUACAUUGUGCAAAUAGUUGCAACUGAAGAAACUAAUGAAGCUCGGAGCUCCUCAGCACAAGUAAUCAUACACCUUAAGGAUGUGAAUGAUAACCCUCCGGCACUGCCAAAAGACUAUUCCUUGUUCUUCUGCCACCCACUCCAAGGAAAUGAGGAGGGAAAGCAGAUUCAAGUCAUUGACCCCGAUGAACAUUCACAUUAUCAAAGGUUCAUUUAUACCCUCAUGGGUGGGAGUGCAAUGAAACAUGACUGGAAUCUUACAAAAAUGGAAGGAAAACAUGCUUACAUCUCCCCGAAGAACAGGAAUCUUGAAGCAAAAAUCUAUGAGAUACCAAUACAAAUUAAUGACAAUGGAAAGCCACCAAGGACUGGAGAUGUCAUUCUGAAAGUAAAACUGUGCAUAUGUGGUGAUGACGGAGAGUGCUUCCGAGAUGUCGAUCGAGACAAUACAUUUCCGACUGUAGCAACAGCAGUUGGCAUCCUGGUUGGUGUACUGGUAGUUAUUGGUAUCAUUUUAGGAGCUGUAUUUUUUCACCUGAAACACAAGAAGCAGAAGGAGCAAAAAGCCAACCCAGUAACUGCCCUGAACCCAUCAGAAUUAAGAAACUUGACGUAAUUGUUUCACCAAAGGAACAGUUAACGUGUCUUUUGUUUAUUGGUAUCAUUGCCCUUGCAGAAACAUCUGCAUCCAAUAAUGUGGGCGCAUCUUUUCCCUCUUCCCCCUCCCUUCUCUUUUAAGCACAGAAGUAAACCCAUCCUGAGGGCACAGGGAAGACAGCACCCGAGACAUUUCUGUGCCAAAGGCGUAAGAUUCAAAUUACACUCCCCAUGGCUGUAAACAGAGAAUCAUACCUUUCAAUGGUCCCCCAAGAUCUUCUUGCUUCCUCUGUCCAAUAAUAGGACCAGCCUGCAGAGCCUACAGCAACAUUCCUGAAAUGCUGCAAAGAUUUAUCACUUUUCCUUAAGUCCCAUUAGGGAUGAUCUUAUCAGUUUAACACAAACUCAGCAAUGAACAGGCUUAUCUGGAACUCCCACCGAUGCUAUACGGAUAGUGAUGAAUGUGGGUGAAAUGGUUUACUACAAAAAGGGUGCUCUGUAAAUACCUAUUUCUACCUACUAGAAAUUACAAAUAUAAGCAUACUUCAUAACCCUUUACACAAGGGUUAAGAAAGGAGGGAAGGAAAUCAUCUAAUCAGCUGUGAAUAGAAGAAACUCAUCAAAUGCAUCUUCCUCCUCCUGACCAGCUGCACCCUCAAAAAGCUGCUCCUGAGCAUCAAGGGACACUUUGGGAAAGAGUGGGCUGUAGCCAGAGGGGAUCAGAGCAGAAACCAUCUGCCUCCUUUCUUGUGUAAGCUCUAGUGUGAACAGAAGUCAUGCAAAUAAGGUGGUAAUUUCUGCUGAUACCCCUUGGUGCUGCAGCGUCUCUCUGUUGCCUCCAUCUCUAUUCCAAGUGUCUCCAGAUCACCAGGAACAGUUUUGGGGAGAUAUGGGAGGUUCGGGGGGGGGGUGGAAAUCUGUUUUGUGAACUUGUUCUUUUUAUGGUUCAUGGGAUCCUACUCCCCUUUGCCCCAAUAUACAGUCCAUGGGAAAGUGGUCAAUUGUGCUGCCUAAGGAAAACAACAGAUUUUAUUUAUUUUACUUUACUUAUACUACGCCUUUUUCCCCAAUGGGGACCCAAAGCAGCUUACAUGGUUCUCUUCUCCUCCAUUUGAUCCUCACAACAACCUUGUGGGGUAGGUUAGGCUGAAAUCAUGUGACUGGCCCAAGGUCACCCAGCAAAGUUCCAUCAUAGAUUAGAGAGAUGAAACUGAGUUCUCCUAUUCAUUAUUAUAAAAACUGGUUUCCUUUACCCCACUGUUACUUUUAUAAAAUAAAAUUGUGUACUGAGUUAUUAAGCACAUUUAUAUCACUUUUCCGUGCAAAUGAAUGCAGGAUGAUGUUAAAAGGAAUAACAGUGAAUGACUAUUGGGAUGCACUGAUUUUUGAAGGACCAAUGGAAGGCAUGGAAGCGAGGGAGGGCUGAGGGCUCAAUCCCACACACAUUUUAGAGCCAAGCUA
This is a messenger RNA of Eublepharis macularius, 4047 nucleotides long. RefSeq names its product cadherin 17 (gene CDH17). Gene Ontology annotation, molecular function: calcium ion binding; cadherin binding. Gene Ontology annotation, biological process: multicellular organism development; cell-cell junction assembly; cell morphogenesis. Gene Ontology annotation, cellular component: catenin complex; adherens junction; plasma membrane. NCBI's taxonomy places the organism in Eukaryota, Metazoa, Chordata, Lepidosauria, Squamata, Eublepharidae. The transcript has 18 exons. The record is from RefSeq and is a predicted model, not a curated record. The coding region runs from base 98 to 2605 and encodes 835 amino acids.